UCAUGUUAAUGAUUUUUUUUUUUUUUUAAGGAGCCCCUGCUUAUAAUUAAAAUCAAAGGUCAUUCUUCUUUUCUCUGUUGCGUUCUCAAUAACUUUAAUAGGAUGCUUCCAGGAAACAAGAUUUCCAGAGUUGGUUAAUUGACUGGUGUUUUCAUCAGAGACGAGAGCAGCUAUUUAGAUAUCCAAGCAGAAAGGUUCUGAAACUCAAAUAGCAGAACCAAAAGGGUCCCUUCAUCUUAUCUAUGCACUCCUGGUUUUACUACAUAUGCAAACUUCAAUUGGAUCCAAUUCAACAACAGCUGAUGAUGGAGUUAAGUGCAUAGAGAGCGAAAGACAAUCUCUUCUCGCAUUUAAGCAAGUUCUGGUUGAUGAAAAUGGAUGGCUUUCCUCAUGGGGCAGUGAAGAAGAGAAAAAGAAUUGCUGUGAAUGGGAAGGAGUUCAAUGUAGCAACACAACUGGGCACAUCACUAUGCUUAAUCUAAGCAAAUAUUCGUAUGAUCAUCAUUUUGUCUUGAGAGGUAACCUUAGUCCUUCUCUAUUUGAGUUGCAUCACUUAAUUUAUUUAGACCUCAGUGGGAAUAAUUUCAACUUAAGCCACAUUCCAGAGUCUAUUGGUUCACUCAACAAAAUACAACAUCUUGAUCUCUAUCAUUGUAAUCUAAGUGGAUCUCUUCCUAGUCAGCUUGCAAACCUCACAAGUCUGCAAUAUCUUGAUCUUAGCUAUAAUAACUUCAACAGUGUCAAAAAUCUUGAGUGGCUUUCUCGUCUUUCUUACUUGCAAUACCUUGAUCUGAGUCAAAUCGACCUUAGUAAGGUCAACAAUGACUGGCUGCAGUAUUUCCCCAUAAUUAAUUCUUCUAGUACUUCUCUCGUUCACCUUGGUCUAAGUGGCAACAAUUUGACUGCUUCUGCAUUCCAAUGGUUGUUCAACCUUAGCAACAGCCUUGUUAGUCUCUACUUGAGUUCUAAUCAAUUUCGAGGUCCAAUUCCAGAAACUUUUAGUCACAUGACUCUCCUAGAAGAGCUACUUCUCUCAAACAAUCAGUUUGAAGGAGAGAUUCCAAAAUCCUUUUGGAGUGGUAACUUGUCAUCAUUGCGAUACUUGGUUCUUUCAAGCAAUAAACUGAGUGGUAAUAUACCCAAAAGUAUCGGAUUGCUGUCAAAGCUUGAGGUCUUGUAUAUUUCUUUCAAUUCUUUUAAUGGGGUGAUCACUGAGGAACACUUCUCAACGCUAUCUAAUUUAUUGUCCUUGGGCAUGUCUUCUAAUAAUCUGAGCAUCAACUUCAGCCGUGACUGGAUUCCUCCAUUCCAGUUGAAAGGUAUUCAGCUAGCAUCUUGCAAGUUGGGACCUGAUUUUCCAAGCUGGUUACAGACCCAAAAGAACUAUGUGAAAACCGGCCCAUCUUCUUCUUCGAUCACUGCACCACCUUCACUCUACACUCUUCCAAACUCUUUCUCAGACUUGGCAAUGACGGAUUCAAAAUCUCCGUCAGCAGAAACGAAGCAUCAUUCACCGACGAAAGCAGAAGCCAAGGCAGUCUCUUCACUGUACACCACGGGGAGAACGAUGGUGUUUGCUUAUGGCGUCACAUUUGCUUUUGUUGCUUGUACGGCUUUCUUGGUGCCAAACCCAUCUUCCAAUUCCUCUCCUUGGAUAAAAAACUUCCUCAAGUCGUCGUCUUCCAGUUCCCGGUUUUCCUCUCUUUUCUUUUCUUUUGUUUCUAAUUCUUCCCAAACCGAUGGCAACCCACUUCCUUUCACUCGGCCACCGGCCGCCCCUUUCCGGGUUUCUUGGGAAAGCAGCGGAUUUAGUGGCAAAAAUGGGUCUUUGUCAAGUGAUGGAGAAAGUGGAGUGUCGGAGGAUGUUCGGGUAUUCAAUCAAACGGGUACUUUACUCUUCACUCCGACUGUUUCUUUCUCUCAGCUUCAAGCCUGCUCGUUCCGUUAGCAUUCGCCGGAUCCUGGCUUCCAUCUCUGACUUACCUCAGGGGAGCGAGCCAUCUCCGUCAGCCAGACGUGCGAGGUCGCCUUUGCCACAAGAAUAUCCCAUAUUUGAGGAAAAUGAAUCUUAAUUUUCUGUGUUCUUUCUUAUAUAGUUUGAGAAAACAACACUUUUUUUCUUUAAGUGUUGUAAAAGUACCAGAUAGUGUGUAUGUACCUAUGUAGAAUGAUAUAUAUAAUAACAUGAACAAUUAAUUAGAUUUUCCCCUGGUAAUCCAUGGAUUUUCUGCUACCAUGUCCAACUUUGCUUAGGAUCUGUAAAAAUGCAAAAGCAAAAAAAUAAAAUAAAAUAAAAUCUUACCACAUGUUAAUCUUUCUAACUUCAAAUUUUGGGUUUUUUUCAAGGAAAGACUAGCACCUUUGCAUAGAAGGCCUUGGAGCAAAUCUUUGUGUUCAGGAUCUAGUUCUUCUGGGAGUAUUAGAGGGCUGUUCACAAUCUGUUUAAAAAAAAGGGUAAAAUUUGAUAAAUGCAGGGAAAUUGUAUUGUAGCAGAAAGAUUUUAUGGUAAUACAAAGUUGUUACCUUGUUGUAAGUCUCUGUAUUUAGUUUCAGCUACCACAGGAUCCCUCAUCAACAAUUCCAACCUAUCCUCUUAAUUUUAUUUUAUUAUUUUUUUUCUUUUUUGAAUUUAAAGGUCUGCUUAGAUGGUUUGUUUUUCCCUUAUGUUUUUGUAUAAUCUAAUUUGUAAUAACUUCUUUGAAGCUGAGAUACUCUGUUGGCUUUAAUUCAACUAAAGUUUGAUGUCCUUA
Messenger RNA from Rubroshorea leprosula, 2750 nucleotides. NCBI's taxonomy places the organism in Eukaryota, Viridiplantae, Streptophyta, Magnoliopsida, Malvales, Dipterocarpaceae. The record is from the annotation of a GenBank genome assembly.